Aspergillus alliaceus is the source of this 850-nucleotide messenger RNA. RefSeq names its product putative ubiquitin conjugating enzyme (UbcK). The transcript has 3 exons. Bases 126 to 671 code for a protein of 181 amino acids. NCBI's taxonomy places the organism in Eukaryota, Fungi, Ascomycota, Eurotiomycetes, Eurotiales, Aspergillaceae. The record is from RefSeq and is a predicted model, not a curated record.
GCUACCACUGUCAACUCACAUUCCACACCCUCCCGGAAAUCCAUUUUUUUCUUCUUUUUGUUCUUUGGUUCAAAAAGAAGUCAAAUAUCUCUUCUUUACUUCUUCGUUCCCUUGGGAAGGUUAUUAUGGACUACACCAUGGAAGACACUCAGAACUCCGCUCCUGAGGCCCGUGAGGCGUCUAAGCUGAACUCAGCACCUCAGCGGAGUGACAGCCAAAGUGUGACCAAACGCCUUCAAGCCGAACUGAUGCAGCUCAUGCUCUCGCCUUCCCCUGGUCUCUCAGCAUUUCCCAACGCCGAUGGCAACAUGCUUUCCUGGACUGCCACCAUCACCGGACCGAACGAGACUCCCUAUGAAGGCUUGACAUUCAAACUCUCGUUUGCCUUCCCUAACAAUUACCCCUACUCUCCACCAACCGUGCUUUUCAAGACGCCUAUCUAUCACCCUAAUGUCGACUUCUCUGGCCGAAUCUGUCUAGACAUCUUGAAAGACAAGUGGAGUGCCGUGUACAAUGUGCAAAGUGUCCUCCUGAGUCUCCAAAGCUUGCUAGGGGAGCCAAACAAUGCAAGCCCCCUCAACGCUCAGGCGGCCGAACUGUGGGAUACCAAUCAGGAAGAAUACAAACGUCAUGUCCUUGCGAGACAUCGCGACGUUGAGGAUAUCGAGUAAAGUGUAGUGACUUUGGACGGCCGUUGCCGCGGCGUGGCGUUUAGGACAGACCGUGUUUCUUUUGGAUGCAUUGCAUAGGGUCUGUGCGUCUUCGUUUCUUGAGACGUCUCUCGGGAGACUUAGAUCACUCCUGCAUUUUGGCUCGGGGGUAACGGUUCAAUGCAUAACGGAUACAUUUG